Molecule: messenger RNA, 1302 nt
Organism: Gryllus bimaculatus (two-spotted cricket)
Lineage: Eukaryota; Metazoa; Arthropoda; Insecta; Orthoptera; Gryllidae
Source: the annotation of a GenBank genome assembly
AUGACACAAGCUAGUUGCACUCUUCGCCUUUUUCGAACUAUUCGUCGAAAAAUAUAUUCUUCACAACGGAAACUUUCCAUAAGCGCGGGUCUGCUCCAACAAAAAGUUUUCAAAGGUGAUGCCAAGCCAUGCAACUUCGAUUUCGUCGUCGUGGGAGGUGGGAUUCUAGGGCUCGCCACAGCUCGCGAGUUACUCGCCAGGAAUCCUUAUCUGAAACUGGCGGUGGUGGAAAAAGAUUGCGAAUUGACCACUCAUCAAUCGACACGAAACCCCGGACUCAUCCACUCCGGAAUUUAUUGCACGCCGGGAACCCAAAUACAGAAGCUCUGUGUCAAGGGCGGGCAACUGCUGUCCGAGUGGUGUCAACACGUCUGCGUACCGAUCAAAAAAACCUGCAAACUCAUCGUGGCGACGGACAAGUUAGAAACCAAGCGUUUGGACGAACUCUUCGAGCGCGCCUGCUACAUGAACAUCCCCGGCAUAAAGUUGCUGGACGGGCUGUGUGAAAUCCAAAGGGUGGAGCCCAACUGCGAGGGCUGCCGGGCCAUCCGAGUGCCUGUCGGAAUGGUCUGCUGGGAAGCGGUGGCCAAGAGUUUCGCCGACGAUAUUCGCAGUCGGGGAGGGCGAAUCUACACGGGCUUCCGGGUGGACGGCUUCGCCAAGAACUACUCGGGCAACGAGUGCGAGAAGAGGAAGUUCCCGGUCAGCGUGUUCGGCCACGAGCGCAGUCUGAAUGCCUCUUUCGUGACGAACCUUUGCGUUUCUUUGGACAGGUUCGCGGUGAUGACCGGCGGCAACAAGUGUCCCAUGAUCUUCCCGAUGCGCGCGCACUACCUGCGCCUCAAGUGCAGCGCGCGGCACCUCAUCCGAGGCAACAUCUACCCCGUGCCCGACCCCUGCCUCCCGUUCCUGGGCCCGCACUUCACGCGCUGGGCCAGCGACAGUUCCGUGUGCGCCGGCCCCAACGUCAUGCCGGCGUCCCAGCGGGAAGGGUACAAGAUCACCAACCUGAGGGACGUGUGGGAAAUGGCAACGUAUCGCGGCUUCUGGGCGACACGUCCUUCACAGUUCUCAAUAGGAACCAAAGGAGUUAUGUCGCACGUAAAUAUCUCGAAGCAGAUCAAAAGGCUGCAGAAGUACGUUCCAAGAAUCCAGCCUGAACACGUCUUACGAGGGCCCGUCAUUGUGUAUCCCAUGGCAGUCACCAGCGAAGGCGAGGUUUUCGACGACUUGCUUUUGGAGAUUUCGGGCAAGGAUGUGCCUGACAGAGACUUAAAUUAUGAGAACACUGGGGAAGACUAA